AUGAAAGGUGGUAGAACCAGAUAUAGGAAUACGUUAUACGCGGAAAUUCAAGAAGGGAAUUCAAUUCUACAUGCGGAAAUUUCUAAACCACAUCGUCAGGAAAUGGUACAUAAAUCCGCCAAGUGCAUUGAAAAAUUAAAAGUCUAUAUUAACAAAUUGGAAAUUCAAAAUAACAAAGUUGCUAGUUCAUUAGAAGAAGAUCAAUCAGGAAUAGCAGAUAAAUUGGCAGAUGAAGAUUGCAAGUUAUGUUCAGACGCAACAGACUGUUAUUUGGAACUAGAGAACUUCAAAGAAAGGUUAGUGGAUAAUAUUAAAUUAGAAACUACAGAAAAUGUAGAGAAAGUCAAUCCAUCAGAUUUUAUUCAACUUCAACAAGAAAUGAAAGAUAUAAUACAAACACAAUUGAAGCAACAAGAGAAUUUCAUAAAGAGUCAACAAAAGAGUGAAAGUGCAGAAACAAAUGUGAAAUUGCCAAAAAUUGACAUUAUUUCCUUUAACGGAGACAAGACAAAAUUGAAUGAGUUCUGGGAUUCUUUUGAAUCUACUAUUGAUCAAAACAAAAGACUUUCAAACAUCGAUAAAUUCAAUUACCUGAAAAGUAAACUGGUAGGUGACGCAAAAUAUGCAAUUUCUGGAUUAAAUGUGUCGCAUGAAAACUAUAUUAUGGCAGUGAAUAUUCUUAAAGAAAGGUUUGGGAAUACCCAAGAUGUGAUUGAUUUGCACUACUGUGAGAUGAUAAAUUUACAAUGCCCUUCGAAUAAAACAUAUUCAUUGAGGUUAUUCAUAGAUAAAGUGAACCGUCAUUUAAGAAGUCUUGAAGUUUUGAAACAAAGUGUAGACCAAGAUAUAUUUGUGUCAAUGGUACGUUCAAAAUUACCACAGGAAGUGAUGCUGCAACUUGAAAUUCAAAAAGGAACUACAGAAAAAUGGUGUGUGAAAUCUUUAUCUGCUAGAUUAAUGGAUUAUGUAGUGGCAAAGGAAAGGUCAGACAAAAGUGAUGUUCAAAAGGAUCGACAAAAUAGUCAAAACAAUAACGGAGCAAAUUAUUUGUCAAAACGAAAUCAGUUUCAAGGAGAGUUUUCUAAAUCCCAAAAUGGAUCACGUCAGUUUCCAAACAGAAGUUCAGCCGAAGCACUUGUAGUGAACGGAAAUGAUACUUCGCAGAGCUCAUCUUAUUUUGAUAAGUGUAGAUUUUGUCAAGGAAAGCAUUGGAGUGAUCAAUGUCCUAAAUACAAAACCAUUGAGGAAAGGAAAGCUCAGCUGAAAGGUAGUUGUUACAAGUGUUUUCGAAAUACACAUAAAUCAGCUGAAUGUAAGAAAGGAAAAUUGUGUGUACAUUGUGGUGUUUUAAACAGUCAUCACCGGAGCUUAUGCCCUAAAAAGUUCGGAUCAGGAUUAACAAGUGUCAAUUUGAGUGAAGAAUAUGAUCAUUCUUCUAGUAGAUUAAGUAGUGGCGUGGAACAAUCAUUAACAAGUUUAAGUGAACAGAGAGAAACAGCAUCGGAGAAUGUUCUAAUAUCAUCUAGUGAAAUUGUUCUUAUGCAGACCGCUAAAAUUGAAGUGACCAAUCCAAAUGAUUCUUUAAAACAAACAACCAGAUUAUUGUUUGACUCUGGAUCCCAGAGAAACUACAUUUAUCAAAAGUUAGCCUCAAAGUUGAAAUUAAAAUCUGAAGGAGACGAGGAAAUUUCAAUAGUUACGUUUGGAAGUGAGAAGGCCAGAACCGUGAAAACCGCAUCAACUAGUUUAUGUAUUCGAUUAAAUAAUGGAAAAGUGUUGAAAAUUUCGGCUAACAUUCGUCCAGUUAUCAGUGGAACUGUUCAACGGAGAAGAUUAGAUACAUCUUCGAUUGAAAAUGUGAGACAUUUUGUAAAGGACGUUGAAUUAGCAGAUGUCAUUCCAACCCAAUACGAAACGUCUACUGUAGAUUUGUUGACUGGAAAUUAUCACUAUUUUGAUUUCAUUCUUGGACAAAGGAUUGAAAUUCAACCUGGCUUGUAUCUACUUGCUUCUUAG
Molecule: messenger RNA, 2016 nt
Organism: Mytilus trossulus (common blue mussel)
Lineage: Eukaryota; Metazoa; Mollusca; Bivalvia; Mytilida; Mytilidae
Exons: 1
Coding region: 1-2016 (671 amino acids)
Source: RefSeq, a predicted model, not a curated record